This is a messenger RNA of Paramormyrops kingsleyae, 2154 nucleotides long. RefSeq names its product WASP family member 3b (gene wasf3b). NCBI's taxonomy places the organism in Eukaryota, Metazoa, Chordata, Actinopteri, Osteoglossiformes, Mormyridae. Gene Ontology annotation, molecular function: actin binding; Arp2/3 complex binding; protein kinase A regulatory subunit binding. Gene Ontology annotation, biological process: actin cytoskeleton organization; positive regulation of Arp2/3 complex-mediated actin nucleation. The record is from RefSeq and is a predicted model, not a curated record. Gene Ontology annotation, cellular component: SCAR complex; cytoskeleton.
UGCCCCACUUACUUUCGCAUGCAAACUUGAGGAUUCAGACGCAUAUCCCGAUUUACUGAGCGGAGUAAGUUUUGCUGUCGCUCAGCGUUACUUCGGACCGUCAUUGGCUGUCGUGUGAACAGCUCCCUUCCCGCGGCCGCUGAUUGGCCGGUCGGGGCGGAGCCACGGUCAGAGUCCCGCCCAGCGCCGGACUGGACGCCCGAAGCGGCGAGGCGGCCGGCUAGGUAUCAUCCCCAGACAGACGGCAGGCUGUGCGUGUGCUUGAUGCGACCAUGCCCCUGCUAAAGAGGAGUGUGGAGCCCCGCUCCCUGUGCCAGGGUGCCCUGCCCGAGGCCAUCAGCAGCGAACUUGAAUGCGUCACCAACAACAGCCUAUCAGCCAUCAUCCGGCAGCUCAGCAGCCUGACUGCUCCUCACUGCCCCCUCUAGGUAAACACGCAGAGGACAUCUUUGGAGAGCUUUUCAAUGAGGCCAGCAGUUUUUUCCUGCGGGCCAACUCCCUCCAAGAACGCAUUGAUCGGCUUGCCAUCAAAGUCACCCAGCUGGACUCUACUGUGGAGGAGGUGUCCCUACAGGACAUCAACAUGAGGAAGGCCUUCAAAAGCUCUACCAUCCAGGACCAGCAGGUGGUGUCCAAGGGCAGCAUUCCCAUCCCUGUGGCUGAGAUGUACAGCUUCAGUGACAAGCCCCCACCCCUCAGCAUCCUCUCCCCCUAUAGGGAUGACUGCAGGGAUAGCCUGAAAUUCUACACUGAUCCCUCGUACUUUUUUGACCUGUGGAAGGAGAAGAUGCUGCAGGACACAGAGGACAAGAGGAAGGAGAAGCGACGGCAGAAGGAGCAGAGGCGUGGGGUGGACAGCACGCUGCCACGGGAGGUAAAGAAGGUGCGCAAGGCUCGCAACCGGCGCCAGGAGUGGAAAAUGAUGGCGUUCGACAAGGAGCUGCGGCCAGACAGCUGCCAUUACCGCACCGUCCACCAGGGAGCGGAGUCUGAGGCAUCCCUGUCCCCCGACAGCAGGUCCUAUGCCUCGGACCACUCAGAUCACAGCUUUCUGGCCACGCCCAAUCACGUGGGCCUCAGUCACAUGCAUCUGGCAAACCACGCCCCCAUCACAGAGCAUGAUUACCACUGCACCACCGCGGGCCAGAGGGGCGGCACGCUGGGGCGACCACAUCAGCCCCCGCCGCCUCCUCCUUCAGCGGAGGCUGUGGAUGGCACUAUGCCCGUCCCCCCCGUUGACUACAGAAUGUUUUCCGGCUCGAUGCUCGAAUUCUAUGGGGCACCCCUUCCCCGGCUGCCCCCCGCCCCUCUCAUACCAUCAGCACAGACUGCCUUUGCUACACCCCCCGGGGGACUUCCUCUGCCCCCUUCCGUCAGCAGACCAAUGGUGGCGGGUGCAAGCUAUCUGGCCCCUCCUCCUGCCGCUAUGGCGCCAAUGGCGGCCCCAUCCCCACCGGGGCCCCCAUGCCCACCCCCUGGCCCUCCUCUACCUAGCGAGACUCAGCCAAUGGGUGAUGCACGCAGCGACCUGCUUGCUGCGAUACGCAUGGGCAUUCAGCUAAAGAAGGUGCAGGAAGAGCAGGAACAGCAGGCACGCCGUGAUCCCGCCGGCAAUGAUGUGGCCACCAUCUUGUCGCGCCGCAUCGCCGUGGAAUACAGCGAUUCGGAUGACGAUUCUGAGCCCGGUGACGGUGCCGACUGGUCCGAUUGAUAGGCUGGGGGAGGGGAAGCUGUCCACUAGGGUCGCAGGGCCAGAGCCCACAGUGUCUCCAUGAUGCAUCAGGUGUGAACAGAGAGGGCCUCUGCUGUAUCUGAAUGGCGCGCAGCACAAUCUCCAGGGUACUCAACCAUGGGCAGGAAGGACCCCAGCCUUGGGCGGACUCCCUGGCGCCCUCUGCAGCCUUUUGUGGGGGCAACCAGUGGACUUCAGCCCACGUGGAGGGUGGGAGAGAACCUAGUGCUAAAAGCUUAGUAAUGCCUGGGGUUAGCACACAGCUGUCUGUGUUUAUCAACAUGCAUAUUUCCCGCUCUUAUGUUCUCACAUACCCUUUUGAUGACAUUUUCCAUUACCAAAAUACAGUUGCAAAUCUCAAUAACAGAAGUUAUAUAGUUUACUGGAGGACAGUAAAAAUCCCAAGAUGUUGUUCUUGCCCC